Molecule: messenger RNA, 760 nt
Organism: Drosophila ficusphila
Lineage: Eukaryota; Metazoa; Arthropoda; Insecta; Diptera; Drosophilidae
Gene: Ccp84Ad
Product: larval cuticle protein A2B
Cellular component (GO): extracellular matrix
Source: RefSeq, a predicted model, not a curated record
CAACCAACAGAAGCAGCAGCUAAGCCGUACCAAACCACUCAAAAUGGCAUUCAAGUUCGUCGCCCUCUUCGCCCUGAUCGCCGCCGCCAGCGCCGGAGUCCUUCCCGUCCAGCAGGUCUACCAGGCCGCCCCCGCCGUGGCCACCUACGCCACGCCCCCCGUCGCCGUGGCCCACGCCCAGCCCGUCCUGGCCAAGGCCGCCGAGGAGUACGACCCCCACCCCCAGUACAAGUACGCCUACGACGUGCAGGACUCCCUCUCCGGGGACUCCAAGAGCCAGGUGGAGGAGCGCGAUGGCGAUGUGGUCCGCGGAGAGUACUCCCUGAUCGACUCCGAUGGCUACAAGAGGACCGUCCAGUACACCGCCGACCCCAUCAACGGAUUCAACGCCGUGGUCAACCGUGAGCCCCUCGUCAAGGCCGUCGCCGUUGCCCCCGUUGUCAAGGCCGUUGCCCCAGUGGCUCACUAUGCCGCCCCUGCUGUCGUGAAGACCGUGGCUCCAGUGGCUCACUAUGCUGCCCCCGCUGUCGCCCACUAUGCCGCUCCUGCCGUGGUUAAGACCGUUGCCCCAGUAGCCCACUAUGCCGCCCCCGCUGUGGUCAAGACCGUGGCUCCCGUGGCCCACUACGCCGCCCCUGCCACCUACACCUCCUACGCCGCCCCCGCUGUUGCCUACCACCACUAAGAACUGAAUCCACUCCCCAUUAUUGUUAUAGGUUUACGAACGCCCUCUACAAAUACACACAUGUUAUUCAUUUAA